Messenger RNA from Komagataella phaffii GS115, 1089 nucleotides. RefSeq lists its product as hypothetical. The transcript has a single exon. The record is from RefSeq and is a predicted model, not a curated record. Gene Ontology annotation, cellular component: nucleus; cyclin-dependent protein kinase holoenzyme complex. Bases 1 to 1089 code for a protein of 362 amino acids. Gene Ontology annotation, biological process: regulation of cyclin-dependent protein serine/threonine kinase activity. Lineage: Eukaryota; Fungi; Ascomycota; Pichiomycetes; Pichiales; Pichiaceae. Gene Ontology annotation, molecular function: cyclin-dependent protein serine/threonine kinase regulator activity; protein kinase binding.
AUGAUAGACAUAUCCUCAAAGUUAAGACGGGAUAGCCUGUCUGACACAGAUCUUAACCAAGACCCAAACCAAAAAAAGAUUAAUAGUGAGCCAACCAAGUUGCUUCUCUCAGAGAUCGCACUAGACCCUAUUAUACAGUCGUUGCCCCACGUUAAAGAUCUGAAUGUCAUUCAACCAGCGGAGGCUUUAGCUCUCUUGAAUAAACUUGCCACCGAGUUGCUCUCAUUGUAUGCUGAAUAUGAGCAGCAUGGGUCUAUGGAUUUAGCUCCAUUGCUGUACGACAGCUCAAAGUAUGCCAAGCCAGGUUCUGACAGUCAAGAAGAGUCUCCAACGCCUGUCUCCGGUUUUCUGGAGCGGAAACUUUCCAUGAUUGAUCACAGUGAUAUAGACAAGAUGUCUGAUUCGAGUCAAGCUGAUCAGUUCAAAAUUCGUACUAUUUCCAGCGAUUCGUUUGACAUACCGUUAAAGUCAGAAUCGAAGCUGGGUUAUAAUUUUGACGAUUUAGAAGAGGGUAGUUCGACAAAUGAAAGUUCCCUGAGCACCUUGAAUAACACCUACGUCGACAAUUCGGUCGAACAAACUUUCCAGAACGAGGUAAGCUUUGAAACUUGUACAAACAUUGUGAAAAUAUUCAACCUGAAAGCUAUACCGUCCCUUUCUAUCACCGCCUAUUUGGAAAGAAUUCACUCGCUGUUAUCUCCAUCGACUGCGGUCUAUCUUACGGCUUGUUUAUACUUAUACAAUUGUGCUUUUCAUUUCAAAACAGUCAGACUCAAGCAGAGGUCUCACUUCAGGCCGAGUCAACACACUAAUAUUACAAUGUUGCCGAUAAAUGAACUCAAUAUAUUCCGUUUAGUAUCUGCUAUUAUACGGAUUGCUUCUAAGUUGAUUGAAGACAAGAACUUUAAGCAAACAUAUUACUGCAAAGUCGCAGGGCUUCAGAGUAUGAAGGAGUUACAAAAUUUGGAACUAUCAUUCCUCUUUUUAUUUAAUUUCAAUCUGUUUGUGAGCCGGGAAAUACUUCUUUCUCAUUUGGAUCAGUUAUACGUUUUUUUCAACCGUCGAACCCAGCUUAACGUUUCUGUAUAG